AUGGUAAAUACAAGACAGUCGCCUAAGAAGACUGAAAACCCUUUUACGCAAAAUCUUUCUACUACCUCUCGUGACCCUUUAACUAGGACCCCACGAUUUCUUCGUUCUACUAUUCAAGUUGACGCCGAGGAACCUACUUCUUCUACCACUGAUUCUGAGAGGAGCUCACCAACUACGCGAUUAUCGAAACCUUUCGAGUACAGCAAUAUGCCUCCAAAAAGAACUCCGGUUUCGAAGAUCCAAAAGACCGCUGCGUCGCCAUCUUCUCAACUAUCGGAUCUACACGAACAUCCGCAAUACCAGCUGAUGAGAGAUGAAUUGGAAGCACGCCUCCGUGCGGAGAUUAUACAAGAAUUUGAGGCAGUCAAGGAAAGAGAAGCCCGAAAUCGGCCAUUACUACAGCAAGGUGCAUCCCCAAAUCAUACGAUUCCAAGUAUUGAAAGAGAAUCUACCAAUCCGGAGAGUUCUGCCCCGCCUUUGAGUAGGAACGUUUCUUUCGCAUCUGCACCACCUGUUGCAGACAAUCGUUUUAGUACCCCUGUUUCGUCGAUCGCUUCUACAAGACCCGACAAGAUCCCACUUUUAUCUGCAAAGCUAAAUACAGGAGUGGAGCCAGAUAUCUCACCGGAGUUAUGGCGAAAGAAUAUUGAAGUUCGCUUCCAGCAAUACAACUAUGCAUUCAAUUCCGAACUGAUCCGAAUGGCAUAUGUUAUGGACAACGUGGAAGGAACCGCCCGUACUUUCUUGGAGCCUUAUUGGCUUCGAGAUCUAGCUGCAACUGCAGAAGAGUUAAUUGACCUGGUCGUCAAUUUCCUUUCCGACCCCUCAAAAGCCGAAAAAGCGAAUGAUAAGUAUCAAGAGCUGGCAAUGACUAAGCAUGAAGAAUUUCGGACGUUUUACCAUCAGUUCCGAUCUCUGGCUAGCCAAGCUCAGAUUCAUGAUGAGAAAACUCUUCGUAUUGAUUUACGGAGGAAAGUCCCCCUCCGCCUUCGCUCUUUCGCCGCUAAUGAUUACCGGAAGACAACCUCUCUGCAAGAUUAUGUCGAUUCCCUAACUCAUUUCGAUCAAGAGUUUCGUUCCCAAGAAGUUACAACUGGUAAAAGUUUUGGUGCUUACCGCGAUCCCCCGGCAGUUCGCUAUUCUAAAUCCCAAGGAAAAAAGAAUAAUCAAGAAGAGCAUCCAAUUAAGCAAUCUAGUAGCAAUCGCAACACCGACCGUCUACAACCUGAUACUCCACCUUCUCAACUCUUUAUACCUUCUCGCAGUGGUCAUCCAAAAGGUAAUAAUCCCGAUAAUCACCGCAUCCGUCAAGAUAGCGAGAAACCGAAUGUAAAGUUCAAACGAAGAGAUACUCCUCGUAUUAAUGAGUUAAACCCUAUCGAUCACACCGACAAGAAAGCCAAUCGUCUUCAACAGCUCAUAAAGGAUAAUCAGUUUGACCCUCGUAUCCUAACAGACGAACUACGCCUUGAUACUACUUCCGAAAAGCUAGUGGAUGCUAUCGAUCUUGCACCUAUAGCUCCCGACCUUAGUAUUGUAGCACGAGUUCUUCAGGCAAAUCGCAAUUCAAAAUCAUUACAACCUCUUCGUAUUCAAGCAAGCAAAGGUGACCCUCACUUCACCCUCGAUGAAGGAUUACUGCUCUACCAGGACCGAUUAAUCGUCCCUGACACCGACAACCUGCGUACUCUUCUUAUUCGCGAAGUGCAUGAUCAAGUGUUUACAGCGCACCCAAGUGUGAACAAAACGAUCGUUAUGUUAAGCCGUCGUUACUAUUGGCGAGGCAUAAGCGCUUAUGUAAAGCAAUACAUUCGCAACUGUCAUAUGUGUCGACGUUCUAAGGUUCCAAGAGAUAAGAUCCCCGGACUCCUUCAUCCACUCCCUGCCCCCACUCGUCCCUGGGAAUAUGUUACGAUGGACUAUUGUAGCUUCAAUAAGGAUAAGUAUGGAUAUGAUAAUAUAUUAGUCAUUAUUGAUCGUUUCAGCAAACAAGCUAUUACUAUACCCUGCAGGAACACAAUCACCACUAAGGAAAUAGCUCAGCUUUAUAUAUAUCACAUUUAUCGCUACUUUGGUCCUCCCCUUACUAUGCUCUCAGAUCGAGGCUCCGUCUUCAUUUCAGCGUUUUGGAAAGAGUUCAACACUAUUCUAGGAACACAGAUCAAGCUCAGUUCAACUGAUCAUCCUCAAACCGAUGGCCAAACAGAGAUCUAUAAUCAGUAUUUGACACAACGGCUACGCCCUUUUGUCAAUUACUACCAAACUAAUUGGUCAGAUUUGCUACCUAUGAUGGAUUAUGCUCAACUUACUCUUCCAUAUGAUUCCCUUGGAGGCCUUACCCCCUUCGAAGUUGUUCAUGGAUUUCCCCCUAGAGAUCUAUGGGAUUGGCGAAUACAGUCUACCGAACCUAAAGACAAGAUUAAUAUCGAAGAAGCUCGCUCAUUAGCUCGAAGUCUUCACAAUGCUCAAGCAUUAGCUCGUCGACAAAUCAUUCUAUCCCAGGAACGAAUGACUAAUCAAGCUAAUAAGCAUCGUCGAGAAGUCGAUUUCGAUGUUGGUAACAAGGUUUGGUUGGAUACCCGGUAUUACACAACCCAGCGUCCCUCUAGAAAGCUAGACAACCCAGUUUCAGGACCCUUCAAGAUUCUCGAAAAGAAAGGUCAUUCCUAUCGGCUGGAGCUACCUAGCUCAAUGAAGAUUCAUGAUACCUUCCCGCCCGAAAAGCUCCGCAAAGCAGCUGACGACCCGCUUCCUGGCCAGCACACUGAUCCUAGCCCCCCGAUCAAUAUUAGUGGUGAAGAAGAGUGGGAAGUUGACGAUAUACUUGCGUCUAGAAGCUGGCACAAACAAGUAAGGUAUCGAGUAUCCUGGCUCAAUCAUGAUCCGGAUCCUACAUUCUACCCUGCCUCAAACUUUAUGUAUGCACCUCAUAAGCUGCGUGAAUUUCACUUAGCACACCCAACUCAGUUUGGCCCCCCAGCACUACUUAUGGAGUGGAUUAAGAUGUAUGAGGAAGAAAGGGAUGAUUAUGAUGAGCUAGCCGACAAUAAAGCGAUGGAUGAAAGCUCGAGGGCGAGCUUUUUCAGAAGGGGGGGGUGA
Messenger RNA from Sclerotinia sclerotiorum 1980 UF-70, 3099 nucleotides. RefSeq lists its product as hypothetical. The record is from RefSeq and is a predicted model, not a curated record. Gene Ontology annotation, molecular function: nucleic acid binding. The coding region runs from base 1 to 3099 and encodes 1032 amino acids. Gene Ontology annotation, biological process: DNA integration. The transcript has a single exon. NCBI's taxonomy places the organism in Eukaryota, Fungi, Ascomycota, Leotiomycetes, Helotiales, Sclerotiniaceae.